GCACAGAGAGAUUUCAAAUGACCUAAUUGUCUCCCUUCUCAUAAAAAAACCUGAUUCCUCUGAGAUUCUACCCACUCUGCAUCGAAUCAAUCUCCAGUGACGCAGAAACAUUAAUUCCCAAGCCUCUUCCACACUCUCCGAAUCGAAACGAAGGUUCUUCUCUGGAAAUUAGGGUUUAUCAUUUCGGUUCUGAUUUGAGGGGUUUCUGUCAGGUUUAAUCGAUACGAAAGGCAUCAAUCCGUGAAAUUAGGGUUUAGGAAGUUACAUGUAUGGCUUCGGAGCCUCUUAAAGGAGAAGGAAUCAAUGGAGCUAAAGAGAAGCAAAGCAUUAAGGUUUAUACAAGGAAAGGUAAAGGUCAGAGGAAACAGUCACCCUUCUUUGCCUUUGACCGUGGCGGCGAUAAACCAGAGGAGGAGGAGAAAGAAAACAAUCAUGUAGCGAAAGAGUCUGUGAAUCAUGUCCAUGAGGAUCCUCUUGAGACCAAUACCCAAGCAGAGAAGACUAGUGUAGCUGAAGCACCUGGUGAUGAUUCUCACAAAUUGACUGACACGUCUCAGGUUGAUGCCAGCUUGGACGCUACUGAUAAGAACGUUAUUGAACCUGGUCCAGGUCCUUUGGGUGAGGAUGAUGUGAACACUGAGUCUGUGGAAGUACACAAAGCACAAGAUGAUGUUAAUACAGUGGUUGUUGAUGAGAACUCUAUCAAGGAACCUUCUAAAAGCCUUCCCCUUGAAGAUGUUACUACCGUGGUUGUUGACAAGAAGGCUAUUGAAGAGCCUUCUCAAGCUGUAUCCGCGGAAGAUGUGGAUAAUGUUGUUGUUGUUGUUGACAAGAAUCCCAUUGAAGUGUCUUCUGAGGAUGAGGAGUAUGUCCACGUGGUAGAUGAAGAUCACCUUAUAAAAGAUGCCACUGAUGCUCAACAGCCAGCAGGGUUAACCACUGGCUCUGUUCAGAACAAUGAUGCUGAAAGCGUAUCGAUGGAGGAGGAUGUAGAUGGACGGAUAAGGAUACAUGUACCCUCCAAAUCUAAGCAACAGAAAGAGGAGAUCAGGAAGAAGCUUGAAGAUCAGCUUAACGUGGUCAGGGGACUGGUGAAGAAGAUAGAAGACAAAGAGGGGGAGAUUGGUGCGUAUAAUGACUCUCCCGUUUUGGCUAACGCUGGUAUUAAUAACGGAGGAGGAAGGAUUCUCUCAGGGUUUGCAUCAGCUGGACUUCCUCGUGAGGUCAUCAGAGUACCAAGGCCUUUGAAUCAACUCAGUAUAUCAGUGUUGGAGAAUACUCACGGAGUCAAUGAGCAUGUGGAGAAAGAGAAAAGAACACCUAAGGCCAAUCAGUUUUACAGAAAUUCAGAGUUCUUACUUGGUGACAAGUUGCCACCCGCUGAGAGUAACAAGAAAUCAAAAUCAAGUUCAAAGAAGUAUGGAGGGGAAGUUGCGCAUGGUUUUGGUGCAGGCUCUAAAGUUUUCAAGAAUUGCAGUUCUCUACUAGAAAGACUGAUGAAGCACAAGCACGGUUGGGUGUUCAAUGCUCCUGUAGAUGUAAAGGGUCUAGGUUUGCAUGAUUACUUUACCAUCAUCGAACACCCUAUGGAUUUGGGAACUGUCAAGUCUACGUUAACAAAUAAUCUGUACAAGUCACCAAGAGAGUUUGCCGAGGAUGUCAGACUUACUUUCCACAAUGCCAUGACUUACAACCCACCAGGACAAGAUGUCCAUAUCAUGGCGCAAGUGCUGUUACAGAUGUUUGAGGAGAGGUGGGCUGUUAUAGAGGCGGAUUAUAAUCGUGAAAUGAGAUUUGUCACUGCUUAUGAGAUGAAUCUUCCAGCUUCUACAAUGAGGUCGAGACUGGGUCCUACCAUGCCGCCACCGCCUAUCAAUGUGAGGAAUACAACGGAUUGGAGUAGCCGCCCUGCGGAGUUGCAGCACCCAAAACCAACAACCACGCCUGGCAGAACACCGACCAGUGCAAGGACCCCUGCUCUGAAGAAGCCAAAGGCAAACGAACCAAAUAAAAGAGAUAUGACGUAUGAAGAGAAGCAGAAGCUUAGUGGCCACUUGCAGAAUUUGCCUCCAGACAAAUUAGAUGCGAUUGUACAAAUCGUUAACAGGAGGAACACUGCUGUGAAGCUAAAGGAUGAAGAAAUUGAAGUCGAUAUUGAUAGUGUUGAUCCGGAGACUCUGUGGGAGUUGGACAGAUUUGUAAUCAACUACAAAAAGGGAUUGAGUAAGAAAAAGAGAAAAGCUGAGCUAGCUAUUCAAGCUAGAGCAGAAGCCGAGAGGAAUGGCCAACAACAGAUGCCUCCAGCACCAGUGGCACGUGAAUUUUCUAGGGAGGGUGGCAACACAGCUAAAAAGACACUCCCUACACCAUUACCGUCUCAAGUGGAGAAGCAAAACAAUGAGGCGAGCAGAUCAAGUAGUUCAAGCAGCAGCUCUUCCAGUGGCUCCAGCUCUUCUAGUGGUACAUGA
Eruca vesicaria subsp. sativa (arugula) is the source of this 2468-nucleotide messenger RNA. The record is from the annotation of a GenBank genome assembly. Lineage: Eukaryota; Viridiplantae; Streptophyta; Magnoliopsida; Brassicales; Brassicaceae.